AAGAAAAGGGGGGAGAAGACCGGCCGAGAGAAGAAAGGGUACUUCUUCUUCUUCUUCAUCAAGUGGAGGAGUCAAUAUAUUCAUAAUUAGAGCUAGAUUUCGAUAUAGCUAGGGUUUUUUUUGUUUUCUCUCUAUAUAACAACAACAAAGGAAAUGAGAUUGAUGUCGUUGUCGAUAGAGAAAUGGGUCGAGGGAAAGUGGUGCUGAAGCGGAUCGAGAACAGGGUGAAUCGACAGGUGACUUUCUCCAAGCGAAGGAAUGGGCUGUUGAAGAAGGCCACUGAGCUCUCUGUUCUCUGUGACGCCGAGGUCGCCCUCAUCGUCUUCUCCAGCUGCGGCAAGCUCUCCGAGUUCGGCUCCUCUGGGGUGAGCAAAACCCUUGUGCGAUACAGGCAGUGCAACUACAACAACAAUGCUGAAGUACUGGGCAACCCUUCUGCUGCUGAUGACACCGGAACAUCCUUACAGAACUUGUGCGUAGAGGUUGCCAAGUUGAACGAGAAAUGUGAAUCACUGCAACGUUCUCAUAGGCAUUUCCAUGGAGAGGAUAUUGGAACCCUGGGGGUGAAAGAGUUGCUCAAGAUCGAGAGGAAGCUGGACAGGGCUCUCUCCCGAGCUAGGCAAAAAAAGACACAAGUGCUGUUGCAAAGGCUGGAAGACCUGCGGAAAAUGGAGCAUGAUCUUGGCGAAGAGAAUAAACAGCUGCAGAUUGAGCUAAAGGAAAGGCAAUGUCAUCAAUCAGUUGGUGGAGGUGAUCAUCAUCAUGAUCAUGGAGGAGGAGGAGGAGGAGGAGUUGUUGGACCUACCAGGAAGAGCAAGAUAGCCAAAAACAAGCACAGAAUGGUACAUCCACCAACAGCAGCAUAUGCAGCAGCUCCUGCUCUUGUGAGAAAAUGUGAUCUCAGGUGGCUCCGGUUGCUGCUGAUGAGAAGGAAGCAUGCAGCUGCUGUAGCUGGCGGAUGCAACCACAGGAACAUGCUUGGCGUCUUUCAUUUGAUGGAUAUAUAAUGAUUAAAUUAUAGCAGUAAGCAGACGUGGCGCGCAUAUAUGCAGCUAGGCCAAGCUCUCUUGGAGUCUUGGUCCAUAUAUUAAUGUUAAACCUAGCUAGAUAUGGGAAACUGAAAAGACGAUGAACCAUAUAUAUAUAAAACUGUUAAUUGAAUAAUUAAGGUUCCUGUAAGUAAUGUUUAUAUGAGGAAACCGAUAAUAAGCACAAUAUGAUGGAUAUAUGUGUUAUCCCAUGAAUGCAGUAAUGAAUCAUAUGUACUAUGUGAAUAAUAUGUUGUGGUUGACAUUUAAGGGCCU
This is a messenger RNA of Linum tenue, 1304 nucleotides long. NCBI's taxonomy places the organism in Eukaryota, Viridiplantae, Streptophyta, Magnoliopsida, Malpighiales, Linaceae. The record is from the annotation of a GenBank genome assembly.